UCAUGAGUGACACGGUGACAAAUUGUGAGAAGGCCGAGUUGCACGUGGUUUGUGUCUUGAGAGGUAGUCGAUUUUCCCUUUUUAGUGUCCUCAAGUUCAUUCUGAAAAAGAUUUCUAAUCACAAUGGAAUCAUCUCUGGGCUGUGUGUAUGUGUGUGUUCCAUUGAGAAAAAAUGAAGCUGAGAGAGUCUAGCGACACUGACGAAUAGCAGUCAUAAAAUGGGUUGAAGAUCCUACCUGGUUUGCUUCUAACUCUUCAGUUGUUCUUUUCAUCUUCUUUUUCUGCCCACCUGGAACAAAUUGGCGGAGUGAAAGGGGGGAUAGAUCUCAGAUGUAGCAGAAGAAAGAAAAAUGUUUUCCAGUCGAGUAAGUCCCGUCUGCUGCUGGCUGUGAUGGGUUUAUCCCCAACGGAAUUUUAAUUCUCAACAAGUUCCUUCUUUCCCUUUUUUUUAUCUCCUUGAAAAAAUUUAUCGUUCUGUCUAAUAGUUUAUGUGGACCAAAUAGGAAGAUAAGAUGGAACUUAUCAAGAUGGAAAACAAAAAAGCACUUGAACUUUUUUUUUCCUGACUCGCCGCCCACUACAGUUUCUGCUGGUAUCGCUCCCGAUAACACACACAAUCCUCCUGGAAAUCAACACCAUUAUAGGAACCGUCUCUCAGCACCAGCAUCGUCGCAGAGAUAGGAAAUGUACAUAUUUAUACACUGGGUGGGCCACCACCACCCAUCUCCAUCUGUAUGACAAUGAUAUUAUACUUUACAGCAUGUUGCUAAUGAUGAUGGGCUAGCUCUGGAUAUAGUCGGCGUAUCCAAUGCUUGUGUCUACCUAUUGAGAAUAUUCGUCGGAAGUUAUACAGCGUCACGGAGAUGAUGGGGCAAUCAACACCUGGGUGCUCAUCAUCAACCCCCCAGCUUCUGAUUAGAGAAAAGGUGUCGACGGACUAAUACAACACAUGGUCUAUAGCAGCUCGGCUGGCGGUUGAUGAGAAACUUAUGGUCCGUUUUCUUUUUCAACCGACGGCCAAAAAUUCUUUUCCCACGGAAUGGCAUGGAACGGCGGCGGCCGUUCAUCAUCAUUUGGAGAUUUGACCCACAAAUAGCCGCAGCUUUCGACAAUAUACGACCGACCACAAUCAAUGAAAAUGACGAGACGCAAUCUCCUCGGGAAAUAAAACACAACGCCAGUUGAUUGGGAGAGAAGGGGAAUAAGUGUAGGAAAAAGCGACAGACAUGGCGACCCUUCAUUCCAGCUCGACGGGCGGUGGCGGCGUCGUUGGUGCUUCCGGCGCCGCUGGGGGACGAACAUCUGUCGUCCGGGCGCCGAUCAGCGCCUCGCUGCCCAGCUUAUUUGCCCGAACAUUACCUACGCAGUCCAACCGACACCGACAGUCAUCCCAACAACAGCCGGCCAGCCGUACGACUCCAGCAGCAACCGACGUCCAUCGAGGACGGCUCGUGUCGACGGAAUGCCAGACGGAAAUGGAGGAUUCUGUCCAGCAGAACGUCAGGGUGGAAAACGCUCGAAAUGAAACGUCGACAGGAGGAGGAGGAGGAGGAGCCGUGGUUGUAUUAUUGGAUCCCAGCGGUCGCACCCGAAGUCGGCCCGUCUCCCAGUUGAGUGAGAGUGGACUGAGCGGAGUGGAGGAAGCCGUGACGGAGCUGGAACGAGGUCCACCACGGCGGAGGCGUCGCGAGAAGCGACGACAUCGGCGAUCAUCGCAGGUGCCGGCCCAACCGCUCCAGCAGCACGUCCAGCAAGCGCUGCACGAUCAGACGGAAUUGUCGGUGGAUUCCCUGUCGGCCGCUCCGGUCUCGCCCAGCAACUCGGAUCAUCUGCCCGACAUCCUCAACGCCCACAUGCCUCCGCCGUACUCGACGCUUCCGCACAAUAGCGAGCGCUGCAUGGGCAUGGGACCCAUCCCCAUCACGGCGUUGCCCGUCCCAUUGUCCGUCGUUCCCAUGGCCAUCGGGCCGACGGCCGCCGGUGGUGGCUUAUUGGUGCCUCCUUCCACCACCACAACUCCGGCCGUAGUGGUACCCGCCGGCGGAGGCAGCACAUCACUUUUAGCCAGCAAUAGUUUCACCUUGCCGCCAGCCGGUGGUCGACGAUCUCGGGGAUCGAUGUACGCCGGCGAAGAGAGCGGCAAAUCGUGUUGCGGGGUGAUGGUGACGCAAACGGUUUCCAUCCGCUGGUUUAUCGUCAUGAUCGCCUUCGUCGGCAUCUGCUGCGCAGUUGUGGGAACAGUCCUCGGGGCCAUGAGGUCUUCCGGACGGGAACACCUUACCGUUUCCCUCCUCAUGAUUGGUGUGGGGAUCGUGUUGAUCACGGUCAGCACGAUAGCGUGGAGGUUGACGUCACAGGACGCCCCGUCGUGUCGCGCCAUGAUGGGAUUGGGUGGAUCGUCGAUGACGGGCGCUGGUGGAUUGCCCGUGGCGGAGAAUGGCGAAUGCGGAGGAGGAGGUGCCGGAGGACUGACUGGCGGGGCGGGAGUGGCCGAACCCAGCGGACGUCGCUUCCUCUCGCGAAUUCCGCCGACUUACGGGCGGCCGCACCAUCCUUACGCCGCCAUGAUGUAUCCGGAAUUCCAAUACAGGCCGCCGCCACCUUCCUAUCAGGCUUCCAUGCAAGAGUACCGGCUCCGGCUCCUGCUGCUGGAUCGAGACAGGCACCAACAGCAAUUGCAACAACAGCAACAACAGCAGCAGCAACAGCAACAACACAGUACGCCUCUUAGUCGGGCGUGUGUGGCUGCCAGUAGCGUUCCAGUUGCGCCCGUUUCACCUCCGCCAACCUAUCGGUCACAAGCCAACACCCUCCUAAGGCCGUCACUGCCGAUCCGGGAGAGUGAAAUUAGUCGUCCGCCCAGUUACCGAUCGAGGAGUAGUGCCUCUACGGCCAUCGAGGCCAGAAACAACCCCGAGUCGCAACAACAACAACAUCAUCAUCAGCAGCCGAGGGCGGAAGAGCAGCAGCCGACUCCGUCGAGUUGUACCGAGGCAUUAAUUCACCAUCAGGUGGCGAUGGUGGAAGCCAAAAUCAAAAGUGCCGCUCCGUCGUUUGUGGACGAGUCGCAGCAACAGCCGUCGAGCAAACGAGACAAGGACAACAACACAGUCACGAUCGUGCAGACCAAUUCGUCCAGUCAGGUGCUGGGCUGCCACAACAGCCAAUCGUCGCCCGUUUUGGUUACAGUCACAACUUCCCCAACUGUCCACCAUCCGCCGUCUUCCUCGUCGCCAACCGGCUCACAGAAUCUCCAAGUUCUGGCACAGUUAUGACACUAAUAGUGUCGUGUCGGUGUCGCAGUUAUUCUAUUUCUUUUUUUAAGUGUUACUAUUCAAAAAGAAAAAUUACUGUUAUGAAAUUGUUCAUGCUUCAUAACAUUCCCCCCACUCCCUCCUCUUUUUUUUAUUGUGCGUGUGUGUCGGAUGGCGCGUAUACAAAAACCUUCCGGAAGGGCAAAAAAAAACAAACAAAAAUUUGGACAGAGCCUAGCAGCUUUUUUUCAAAAAAGUCAUUGGAACUCGUUGAGCCGUUCCAAAAAAAACCAACACUCGGCAAGACCACACAUAAAUCAUCUGUUGACAAGUUCCUACGCGUCCUCUUUUAUAUAUAUAUUUGACAUAUUUCCCCCAAAUCGGAUCAAUUUGUCAUCCGAAGACAACUCAAAAUGUUUCAAAAAACUUCCCUUUUUCUUUUAUUUCUGUUUUAACAGAAAUAUGUUUCAAAUUUACGCGGGGGGAACAUUUUUUUUGUAUUUUCUAAAUUGCAUGCUAAUGAAUUAAAAAGGAAUUUUUGUUUUCCUUUUU
Molecule: messenger RNA, 3806 nt
Organism: Daphnia pulex (common water flea)
Lineage: Eukaryota; Metazoa; Arthropoda; Branchiopoda; Diplostraca; Daphniidae
Exons: 8
Coding region: 1227-3275 (682 amino acids)
Source: RefSeq, a predicted model, not a curated record